AUGUCCUCCCUGUUUGCACGGAGCACCAAGAGCCUGGUCAGGGAGCUGGGCAGGAAGGGUGAGCUGUUGCCGGUGGACAGCCUGAACAGCUCCCCACGCCUCCACCCCUUCUGCCUCGUGAGAAAGAAGCAUAAACUCCACCCCUGGUCUUGGGACACCCCCUUCAUCCCCACGGACUUCUCCCUUCUGGAUGUGCUGGAGCCUGGCUCCCCAGUCCCAGAGGUAAGCAGGAGCGAACCGAUCCACAUCCGGGAGAAAGUGACAGCAGCAGUGACAGGAGCCAUGAGCUUGAGCACUGGGCUGCAGGAGAAGGUGAUGGGGAGCGGCAUGGUGACCCACAGCUCCACCCUGGCCCUGCAGACCCUAAGGGUUUCCCCCCACACCUGGGAGACUCUGGUGGAGAAGAGGAAACUGAGGAUGCCAAGGCCCUCCUUCCUCAGGGAACUGCAGAGCCGGAAGGAGAGGGAGAGCCUGUACGUGGUGACGGAGGCCAUGGAGACAUUGCAGGACACCACACUGCAGAGCCUGAGCAAAGUGGAGGGGGCAGGGCAGCUGUCCUUCCUUGGGCCGAGCCAUUUCAAGGGCCAAUGCCAGAGCCACGUGGCUAAAGAGAAGACAGUGAUCGUCCCUCGGGGCAGUGUCUUGGCCUACAGGGUGCUGCAGCUGGUGAUCAAGGAGGAUCACUGGGGCAAGGCCCCAGGUGAGGAGCCCGACUUCCUAGGCCUGCAGAGGUGGGCGGGUGCCCAGUUGCACGACCUGGCCACGCUGCCCCCUGACCUGCGGUACUCACUACUGGGCGCCCUCCAAGAGCUGCUUAGGGACCCUCAGGCACUACAGGAGCUGGAGGACAUGCUGGAGCAGACCCUCUACACCGGGCUGCUGGCACAGCUGGAGGGUCCUGGUGGCUCCAUCCUGAGCACCCUCCGGGACCUCUGCGGCAACCUGUCGCCCUCUCGAGUCAGGGCCCUCCUCUGCCUCCUUGGAGCCCUUGUGGGAGCACCCCUUCUCCAGUUUGGGUCACACGGGGUUCUCAGGGCAGCCCGCCAGAGUGUGCUGAGUGACACCCAACACUGUCUGUUGGCCGAGUCCCUAGGGAGAUGCAUCUUAGCCCAGCAGCUGGAGCUGGUGGCAAGCAUCUUAGAGGGCAACUUUAACCAGAUGGAGGAAACAGCCGUCUCCCUCCGGCAAGAUGUCCUCUCAUCCCUGCAGAGUGAGGAUGCAGCCCUCACCCUGAGCCUGGUGCAGAGCUGUGAGCUGGAGCAGGGGCCCAGCCUUCAGCUCGUCUGGGACCCGGAGGCGUUGCUGCAGCUCUCCGCACUCUGUGGGGCUCUUGCAGGGCUGCAGUUGCUGGCCUGCCCCGGCCCUAGGCCCUCCAGGCUGAUGCCUGAGGAAGGUGCCCAAUGCUGA
This is a messenger RNA of Loxodonta africana (African savanna elephant), 1407 nucleotides long. Its product is annotated as gasdermin-A-like. The coding region runs from base 1 to 1407 and encodes 468 amino acids. The transcript is spliced from 9 exons. Gene Ontology annotation, biological process: defense response to bacterium; pyroptotic inflammatory response. The record is from RefSeq and is a predicted model, not a curated record. NCBI's taxonomy places the organism in Eukaryota, Metazoa, Chordata, Mammalia, Proboscidea, Elephantidae. Gene Ontology annotation, molecular function: phosphatidylinositol-4-phosphate binding; phosphatidylinositol-4,5-bisphosphate binding; phosphatidylserine binding.